AUGAGCAUGUCGGGCCUGGGCCACGGGCUCGGCGGGUCCGUAGGCGCGUCGCUGGCGUCCCUGGGAGUGUCGGGGAGUCACGGCGACGCGGCGGCGGGGGGCGCGGGGAUGGCGGGAUUGGCGGGGAUGGGGCCGGUGGCGGGGAUGGGGAGCAUGGCGGGGAUGGCUGGGAUGGGGGGAAUGGCGGGGAUCACGGGGAUGACGGGAAUGGCGGGAAUGACGGCUAUGGCGGGGAUGGCGGGGACGAGUGGAUGGAUGCACCACGGCAUGCAUCCGCCGGGAGCCGUUUCGCUUGCUACCCGAGGCGGCGGAGCGGCGAGCAUGGGGGCCAUGGCGGAGGGGCUGAUGGCGGGGGCGUCGCAACUGGGCGGCGGCACCAGUGCGGCGGGCGCCAUGUGGAUGGCGCAAGCCCAGUGGAUCAGAUUUUCCUUAUUUUCCCUGCCCCGGCUCCCCUUUUCCCUCUCCCCAAAUCCUCCCGCCCGCUGUUCCUCUCAACCGCUCAUCGGUCCUCCCUUCCGUCCUCCCUUCCUCUUCCCCCCUACUCUUACCCCGGCAGCCACGCCGGAUUUCGCGGAGGUGUACCGGUUCAUAGGGUUCGUGUUCGACCCUUCCACGUCGGGCCACCUCGCGCACCUCAAGGCCAUGGCGCCCAUCGACCGCGAAACCGUGCUCCUUCUCAUGCGAAACCUCUCCAUGAACCUCGCCAACCCCGAGUUCCAGCAGCAUCAGCCUUCCCUUGCUCGUUCCUCCUCCGUCUUGCCCGUCCCCCCUUCGUCUUGCCCGUCCCCCCUUCGUCUUGCCCGUCCCCCCUUGUCUUGCCCGUCCCCCCUUCGUCUUGCCCGUCCCCCCUUCGUCUUGCCCGUCCCCCGUUCGUCUUGCCUGUCCCCCCUUCGUCUUGCCCGUUCCCUUUGUCUUGCCCGUGCCCUUGGUCUUGCCCGCGCCCUUGGUCUUGCCCGCUCCGUGCUCGAUGUCUUACGCUCUUACCGCGAGGCUUGUGCGUGGACUCGGAUGUCAUGCCAUGCCAUGCCAUGCGUGCUUUCGCUGCGCUGGCCUUCAUCUCGCUCCUUCUCCUGUGCCAGGACGCGUUCUUGCAACUCAUCUGAUGCAACAGGGGGAUCACAAGAGCCCGAGGAGAAGACGAGUAGGCAGACUCAGGCCCAGGAGCAAAGGCCAGAGAGUGCUGCGGGCUGUGUGAAGUGGGAAGAAGGUAGGGCGGAGGCGGGCAGGUUAGCGGGAAGUGGAGUUGGUGCAGAUGCUGCAGCAGCUGCUCGAGAGAGUGCGAAGGAACGAGCAGCAGAGGGGGAUGGUGCGGUGGGAAUGGAGGUGGAAGGGGGAGAGGCGAGGCUGCUAGGCGAUGGACAAGAACGGGUUGACGGAGCCAAUGGGGUCAAUGCAUCGUCCCCUGCGCCCACCACGCCCUCUCGCCCACACUCCGCCCUUCACUCCGCUGCCCAUUCCGACCAACACCUCCUGGCGCACAACCACCAGGCGCUCCUCACAGCCAUGCGCGGAGGCGCCAGCAGCCUAGGGGGGGACGUGCCCCGCGCCAUAGGAGGGGGCAUGGCCAGCAGCAUGCGGGGCAAUGUGCCCCGUGGGGUAGGAGUGGGGGGGGAGAUGCCCCUUGGGAACGUACCUAUGGGCGGGGGGGAUGUGGAGGAGCUCUUCAUGAUGUCCCAUAUGAUGUCUGCCUGGCCAGGAUUCUCUGGAUUUGAUCUGCCAGAGGAUGUCAAGCCGGGUACGCUGCCCCUCCCUGCGAAUCUUCCUGGUAAUCCGCAUGCCAAUCUCCCAGCCGGCCUCUCUGCAACUCUCCCUGCGGGGCUGUCUGCGACGCCGCCGCUGCAGUACCUGCCGCAGUUUGCUGCUGCUGCUGCCGCGGGUGGCAUGGCCGGAGCAGCUGUGGUCUCGGCAGGAGGCGUGGUAUCCGAGGCAGGAGCCGAGGCAGCAGGUUCGGCAGCGAGGUCAUCGAGUGGGUUGGGGGCAGGAACGGGUGGUGGAGCUGCAGGGAAGAGAGUGGGUGCGAGCACAGAUGCAGAGGUGCUGGCGCUGACAGCUGCUGUAGCAGCGCGAGCAGCAGGGACAGGCACGAGCGGUGGUGCUAAUGCUGCUAGUGGCAUCAGUGCUGGUGGCGGUGUUGCUGCUGGGAAUGGUGCUGGUGGUGCUGCUGGUGGUGGUGGUGGUGCUGGUGGGGUGAGCAAUGGAGCGGGUCAAGCUGCCAUGUGGGCUGGUAGGAUGGCAGGGGGGGGUGGCAUGGCUGUUGGCAUGGCUGGUGGCAGCAUGGGAGGCGGAGGCAUGGCACCUGUGAUGAGAGGCUUGCCUGGAGGAGGUGUUAUGUUGCGGCCAGGUGGCAUGGUGAUGAUGGGGGGUCAUGAACCGGGGCAAGGCAUGGCUGGUGGUAUGGGCGGUGGCAUGUUGGGUGCAGGCGUGGGAGGGACAGGCAUGGGGGGUAUGGGAAUGGUAGCAGGAAUGGGAGGUAACAUAGCUACUGCAGGCUUGGGAGUGCAUGCGCGACCAGGUAUGGGUCUAGGUCCGGGAUCUGCAGGCGUGGGUCUACGCCCGGGAGCUGCAGGUGUGGUGAUGGGGGCUACAGUUACAGGCAUGGGUGCUGCAGCGAUGGCGGCAACUGGUGUGAGAGGAGGUGCAAGCGCAGGUGCCAUGGGUGUGGGUGCCGCCCUUCCUGGCAUGGCUAUGCCUUUGGGCAUGGGAAUGCUGCCUGGAAUGUUUAAGUUUCCGGGGUCGUCUGGUGGUGUGAUUCAAGGUGCAGGAUCUGGUGGCGCUGGUGUGCCGCCUGUUCAGUUUGGAGGUCUUACAAAUGGAAUUGCGUGA
Closterium sp. NIES-65 is the source of this 2823-nucleotide messenger RNA. The record is from the annotation of a GenBank genome assembly. NCBI's taxonomy places the organism in Eukaryota, Viridiplantae, Streptophyta, Zygnematophyceae, Desmidiales, Closteriaceae.